GCCAUUCGCUUUCUCGUCGUCGCGGAAAUGCUCGUCGUCCCCCUUUCUCCGAGCUCACCCCUCUCCUUCCUCCCUGUCCCGAACCCCCGCCCUUUUGUCGUCUCCCCUCUUCGCCGCUACUGCCUCCACAAACACCACAAGCGCCGGCAAUGCCGCGGUGGCAGUGGCCUACCACUCCACCUCCUCCACGCCGUCGCCAGGAGGCGAACGGGCAUCGUGAUCGACGUCGACGAGGUGAAUGAUAUCGGCGACCGUGACCUCCCCGUGGACGUGUCAUUCACUCGGAGGCUCCCGCCGGCGCUCACCCUCGUUGACGGCAUUGCCGCACUGCGGCGGGCCGCCGAGGAGGUGAAGGCCAGCCCGCCUGCCGCCGGGAGCGGCGUGAUCCGGUUCGAGGUACUUGUUCCACCCAGUACGAAGGCACUCAAAUGGUUAUGCUCUCAGUUUAGGAGAUCAUCAUUGUUCCCUCAGUUCUAUCUAUCAAGGAAGCUAAGCUCCAAUCCGUCAGUUCAACUUGAAAUAUCUGGUGUUGGUUCUGCACUUUACUUGCAUGGUUCCUCUUCUCAAGUAAAAGAUGGAUAUGAUAUGAUAUCAAGAUACAUUUCAUUUGAUUCAGAUUUGAUGGGAGCUUAUGGAGCAGUUGGCAUGAAGUAUAACGAGGAAUUAUUGUCAAUAGAGGAGAAAGCUGGUUCAUUUUACUUCUUUAUUCCUCAGGUUGAGUUGACCGAAUUUGUUGGCUAUUCUGUGCUAUCAUCAACUAUGGUUUGGGAUCAUUUUGUAUCUCAUACAUUUGAGGAUUCGGUUUGUUUGUUUGAAUCUUGUUUCAAUCAGGUAUGUGGUAGCUAUGAUUCUGCAGCUAGCAGCUGUUAUGAAGGCAUGAUGACGAAUUACAUUGGAGAAUCACAUUUGUUAGAGACUGUGAAUGCUCAGUUGGUAUACUUGGAUGGCGAAGUUCUUGUCAAAGUAGAUGCUGAAAUCAGCAUGCAAAAGGAGAAAUUUCUGAUGUCCGAGCAGUCAUUUAUUCGCUUUUCACCACACUUCUUAUUUUCUGCAAACAUGGACCUACGCUCAGAAAGCAACAAAACCGAAUCUUCUAUUAAGAGCUGCUCUAACAUUAAUUCGGCAUGGGCAUCCCUUAUAGUUGAAGAGUGUGUCAGGCUUGGUUUCACGUACUUUUGUAUAGCUCCAGGGUCAAGGUCAUCCCCACUUGCACUUUCUGCCACAGGCCACCCUUUGACAACUUGCAUAUCAUGUUAUGAUGAACGUUCACUUGGAUUUCAUGCUCUUGGCUAUGGGAGAGGUUCUAGAAAGCCUGCAAUAGUAAUUACAUCAUCAGGAACUGCUGUAUCAAAUCUUCUCCCUUCGGUGGUGGAGGCGAGUCAAGAUUUCGUACCAGUUAUCUUGCUCACAGCUGAUCGUCCUCCCGAGCUGCAUGAUACUGGAGCCAACCAAGCGAUUAAUCAGAUUGGAAGCCGGAUUACUAGCAAACGCAUGGAAAUGUUUCUCGAGUCCUGCUUCCCAUCUUCAUACAUCUUGAUUGAUACACAUCCGUGCCGCCAUGAUCCUUCACAUGUUGUCACUCACAGAAUCCAGACUAGUGUAGCUGACUUUGCUGCUAGUUUAUGCCAAUGUAAUUUAGAAAGGAAGACAAGCAGAUGGAAGGAUAUUUUGAUGGUUCUAAAUUCAGCGGUUUCACAGGAAAUAAUGUUUCAUGUACAUGCGGAAUUCUCGCUUACAGAACCAUAUGUUGCACAUGUAAUUGGAGAGGCACUUUAUGGUGAUGCUGCCAUGUUUGUUGGGAAUAGCAUGGUCAUUCGAGACUUGAACAUGUUUGGGAAGGGCUGGCUUGACCAUACCACCAACGGAGAUAACAUGAUGAUGCAUAAUAUUCCAGAUUUUAUUGGUGCAACAGUGUCUGGGAACCGAGGAGCAAGUGGUAUUGAUGGUUUGCUUAGCACAGCGAUCGGAUUCGCUGUUGGGUCAAACAAGCAUGUAUGCUGUGUGGUUGGUGAUGUAUCUUUUCUUCAUGAUACGAACGGAUUGUCACUUCUCAACCAAAGGGCCCAGAGGAAACCCAUGACAGUGAUUGUAAUCAACAACCAUGGUGGUGCAAUCUUCAGCCUUCUACCAGUUGCAAAAACAGCUUCGCCCCAAAUUUUGCAGAAAUACUUCUACACCUCACAUGACAUAUCGAUUUCUAAACUCUGUGAUGCACACAGAGUGAAGCAUUUUUUGGUUCAAACAAAAGCAGAACUUCAUGAUACAUUGGUGAAGACCCAUGCAGAACACCUUGAUUGUGUGGUGGAAGUAGAGAACCAGAUUGAUGAGAAUGCCAACUUUCAUAGAACUAUAAGUAUGUUCGUUGAUAAUACUGCAACCCACUAUCUGGAUUAUCUUCUCGGGGAUCCGUAUUCUAGCACUACGAGUGAUUUAGAUCGCAUGUACAAAACGAAAAUUCAUGCAAUAGAGUACAUGUUGUACAGAAUCCAGCUUUCUGCGCCUCGUACUUCAGGAAUUUCAGAUAGCAGUUGUUUCCAUGAAGGCUUCAUUCUGAAGCUACGUAUGGAUGACAACAUUGUAGGAUUUGGUGAGGUUGCACCAAUCGAAAUUCACCAGGAGGAUAUAAUAGAUGUUGAAGAGCAACUUAGGUUUCUGUUUCACAGAGUGAAAGAUUGUGAGCUAGAUGUUGUUCCUUUGUUGAGAGGGUCUUUCUCCAAUUGGAUAUGGACAAACAUUGGGAUUCCUCCUUCUUCUGUAUUUCCAAGUGUCAAGUGUGGCCUGGAGAUGGCCAUUCUUAAUUUGCUGGCGUCACAGCGGAAAUGUAGAUUAUCUGAAAUUCUCACUGGUUCCAACCCCUUACUAAGAGAUCAGAGUCUGGUGGAAUAUAAUCAGAACAGUUCUGCAGGCAUACAUAUCUGUGCACUCUUAGACUCCGACGGUACUCCGAUGGAGGUAGCACUUGCUGUGACUAAACUUGUUGAUGAAGGCUUUACCACAGUGAAACUGAAGGUUGGACGUCGUGCAAGUCCCGUUGAAGAUGCAGCUGUUAUUCAAAAAAUAAGAGAGGUUGUAGGAUAUAAGAUCAAUAUCCGUGCCGAUGCAAAUCGAAAAUGGACAUACAAGCAAGCAAUUGAAUUUGGAUCCAGAGUAAAAAGCCUUUGUUUGCAAUACAUUGAGGAACCAGUGAGCUCUGUACAUGAUCUCAUCAAGUUCUGUGAAAACAGUGGUUUGCCUGUUGCUUUGGACGAGAGUAUCGACAACCUUAAGGGGGAUCCAAUCCAAAAGCUUCAUCAAUUUGUACAUCCAGGGAUAGUUGCUGUUGUUAUAAAACCCAGUGUUGUUGGCGGCUUUGAGAAUGCAGCUCAUAUAGCAAAGUGGGCUCACAUGCAUGAUAAGAUGGCUAUCAUCAGUAGUGCGUACGAGAGUUCUGUAGGUUUGGCGACCUACAUACAGUUUGCAUAUUAUGUUGACAGGCAACAUGACCUAAUCUCCAGACUAAAGAGAUAUGAUUCAUGUGGAACUGUGGCUCAUGGGUUUGGAACAUAUCAAUGGUUAACAGAAGAUGUAUCAGAACAAAAGUUAAAAAUUCUUGUUCCCCCGCUUGGUGAUGGAAUGGGAGCUUCAGUGGAAAAUGCCCAUGGCUAUCUCCACCACUUAAAUAUAAAUGAUGAGAAGAUUGAAAAAACAUAUAGUGAAGAAAAACUAAACUCAUAUUCUAUCCAAGUCGACGGGGAUCAUUUUUCUUAUGUAGUUAAGGUUCAAGAGGCUGGUGAUUGUACAAAUGAUAAGGUCGUUCUUUUUCUUCAUGGAUUUCUUGGCACAAGUGAGGACUGGACUCCCAUGAUGAAAGCUCUCUCUCCCAGUGCACGGGUCAUCGCCGUUGAUCUUCCUGGCCAUGGAGAGUCCCAAAUUCUGCAGCACGAUGAUGAAAAUUUCAAUCAAAUCUCUCUUACAAUUCAAUCAGUUGCAGACUUGUUGCUGAAGUUGAUAUGCAAUAUAACCGAUGGAGAGGUGGUUGUUGUUGGCUACUCAAUGGGUGCAAGGAUUGCACUCCAGAUGAUACUAAAUGAAAAUCUAAAGAUUAGUGGAGCUGUUUUGAUAUCGGGGAGUCCUGGAUUGAGACAUGAAGCAAGUAGAAGACGACGUACUGCUAUUGAUAAAUCACGAGCUCAAUUCCUGUUGACUUAUGGACUGGAAUGUUUUAUCAAGACAUGGUACUCUGGAAAAAUGUGGACCAGUCUAAGAGAACACCCACAGUUUGAUUCCCUAGUGAGGACACGCAGAAAACACAGUAACAUCACGGAUCUAUCUAAGGUUCUGGCUGACUCGAGCAUAGGGAGACAAAAGUCCCUGUGGGAAGACCUGAAACACUUGGAGAAGCCUGUCCUCAUCAUUGCAGGUGAGAAGGACGUAAAAUUUAAAGAGAUAGCAGAGCGAAUGUGCAGCGAGACAAGAGAGUACGGUGAACGUGAAGCUGAUUGUCGUAGCAAUCAGGAGCUAUGUGAAAUGAUCGUUGUCCCGGAAAGUGGCCAUGCUGUGCAUGUUGAGAAUCCUCUCCCCUUAGUUAGAGCCCUGAGGAAGUUCUUGGUAAGGCUACACCAGCCUUAACGCUUUAGUAUCCGGGAUUACAAAGCAAUAGAGUCUGAGAAAUUUUUGAACUACCAGCUUGGCA
Molecule: messenger RNA, 4672 nt
Organism: Triticum dicoccoides
Lineage: Eukaryota; Viridiplantae; Streptophyta; Magnoliopsida; Poales; Poaceae
Product: protein PHYLLO, chloroplastic-like
Exons: 26
Coding region: 28-4608 (1526 amino acids)
Biological process (GO): amino acid catabolic process
Molecular function (GO): thiamine pyrophosphate binding; catalytic activity
Source: RefSeq, a predicted model, not a curated record